Molecule: messenger RNA, 3902 nt
Organism: Scomber japonicus (chub mackerel)
Lineage: Eukaryota; Metazoa; Chordata; Actinopteri; Scombriformes; Scombridae
Gene: cilp
Product: cartilage intermediate layer protein, nucleotide pyrophosphohydrolase
Exons: 8
Coding region: 146-3628 (1160 amino acids)
Source: RefSeq, a predicted model, not a curated record
AGAAAUAAGAAAAAGAAAGAGUGACAGAGACACUGACAGAGAAGGACUUUCCAAUUAAGAAAAUCUGCAGACCCAGGACAGUCCACUCAACAAGGAGUGAGGCUGUGCUGCUGGACUACAUCUUCUUCAGAGUUCCUGGUGUCAAAUGGACAUUACUAGAGGUGAAAGUUCAAGGGUCAGCUAUAACGGUAGUGUGAGAAUGUCAACCAGGCCUCUUCUUCUCAUCCUGGGAAUCGCUGCAGUUACAGCUCAAGACAACUAUGAGUGGACCACGUGGUUCAAUGUUGAUCACCCCGGAGGCCGUGGAGACUAUGAGCAGUUGGAGGCUAUUCGCUUCUACUACCGUUCCCGAGUGUGUGAGACUCCCCGGGCACUAGAAGCCAGAACCACCGAGUGGGUCCCUGCUCGUGAAACUGGAGAGAAGGUCCAUGCAGACCCCACUGUGGGCUUUUGGUGCCUCAAUGAAGAGCAAGGUCCAGACCAUAACUGCUCCAACUAUGCAGUCCGCUUCCUCUGCCCAAAAGAUAACAGCAUGAACAUCCAGGAUAACUGGGGUCCAUGGUCAGACUGGAGCCCGUGCCCUGCUCUUUGUGGUCAAGUGGGGGUCCAAAUUCGCUCCAGAAACUGCCAAUACCGUUCGAUGCAUUGCAGCGGGCCUAAAAUAGAAGGAAAAGCAUGCCACGGACCUAAGUGCCCAGUGACAGAUUGCCCCCUGCAUUGUGUGAUGGGGAAGGUGAAUGCUGAAUGUGAUGCGUGCAAGUGUGAAGAGCAUAUCCUGCUGGGGUCAGUCCGUGGUGCUGGUGGUCUUACUGCUGAAGGGGCUACAAUCCUUCGGUCUGGCAAACUCAUCACCCUCACUGACCACAACGGACAUUUUCGCAUACCCGGUAUCUGUCCUGAUGGCAACACCACCCUGACUUUCAGCCUGCAGGGUCAUGCACCCUUCAGUGUUGUUGUGCCCCACAGCACUGAGCGUACCUCAGUCCUCAGUGUCCAGCUGAAAAGAGCAGAGAAGCUUCAUGUGUUGAGCAACCCUGAGAGCAAGGCCAGAAGGGAGGGACAAACUGCUGCCUUCUGCUGCAAGGUGGCAGGCAAGCCACAGCCAGACAAGUACCAAUGGUUUCAUAACAACAGUCUUCUAGAAAAGCAGUCAGAGAGCACCUUGGUUCUAAAAGAUCUGCAUCCUCAGAGCGCUGGGGAGUACUACUGCAGAGCAAGUGGUCCGUCUGGGUCCAUUAAGACCAAACCAGCUACUCUCAAAGUUUUAGGUAAAGAUGACCAUUCGUGUAACCCAAAGCCUGAUUCUCACCUCAUCCGCCUUCCACAUGACUGUUACCAAAACAGCACAAACUCUUUCUACUAUGAUGUGGGCAGGUGCCCAACAAGUACAUGUGCUGGGCAGCUGGACAAUGGCAUAAGGUGCAAUGACAAAGUGGCUUACUGCUGUGGUGUGGCAAAGAUGGAGGAGAGACAGUUAACAUGCCAGGGCCACCAACUGCCCACCAUGGUGGUAACUGAAUGUGGCUGCCAGAAAUGUGUGGACACCAAGGCUGUUGUGCAUGGUAGGGCUAUUGCUGCUGACAACGGUGAGCCAAUGAGGUUCGGCCAUAUCUUUAUGAAUGGAGUCAGAAUCAGCCGCACAGGUUACAAAGGUACCUUUUCUAUCCAAGUUCCUCCUCAAACAGAGAGGCUAGUCCUAACUUUUGUGGACAACAUGCAGAAAUUUGUUAACACCACAAAGGUACUUCCAUUUAAUACCAAAGGAGGGGCUGUUUACCAUGAGAUCAAACUUCUCAGAAAGAAAGCUCCUGUGACCAUUAGUUCCACUGAAACCAACACUCUGGAGCUUGGGGAAGUAGAGGGCCAAGAGCCAAUGGUUCAAAUCCAGAUUCCUCCCAAUUCCUUCUACAAGGAGAAUGGAGAAGUAUACAUGGGUAACAUAAAUGCUAGUGUAACUUUUCUUGACCCCCGAGAUGUCUCCACAGCCGCUGCAGCACAAAGUGAUCUCAACUUUGUAGGGAAUGAAGGAGAUACCCUACCACUGAGAACCUAUGGGAUGUUCUCAGUUGACUUUAGGGGUGAGGAAACAAAUGAGCCCCUGAAUGCAGGUGAGGUUAAAGUAUUUCUGGACUCUGCCCAGGUGACGAUGCCUGAGCACCUCAGUACUAUGAAGCUGUGGUCACUGAACCCUGAUACUGGCCUGUGGGAGGAGGAGGGAAGUCUGCAGGUGGAGAAGAAAAGGAGAGGCAAAAGGGAGGAGAGAACCUUUCUGAUAGGCAAUAUGGAGAUCAGAGAGAGACGUCUGUUUAACCUAGACGUCCCAGAAAACCGCAGGUGUUAUGUGAAAGUGAGGGCCUUCCGCAGUGAACGCUUCAUGCCGAGUGAACAGGUGGAGGGAGUUGUAGUGAGUCUCAUAAAUAUGGAGCCCACCGCUGGCUACUCCUCUAAUCCACGUGCUUGGGGCCGUUUUGACAGUGUCGUCACAGGCUCCAAUGGUGCUUGCCUUCCUGCCUUCUGUGAUGAACAAAAAGCUGAUGCCUACUCUGCAUAUGUUAUGGCCAACCUUGGAGGAGAGGAAUUGGAGGCUGUCGCUUCAGCUCCCAAAUUCAAUCCCAACUUCAUUGGAGUACCUCAGCCCUACCUGAGUAAGCUGAACUACAGACGGACUGAUCAUGAAGACCCCAGAGUGAAGAAGACAGCAUUCAGCAUCAAUGUGGCAAAACCAAGUCCAAACACCGCUGAGGAAAGUAAUGGACCAGUGUAUUCAUUUGAGAACUUGAAAGAAUGUGAGGAGGCCCCAUUCAGCGCUGCACACUUUCGCUUCACAAGAGUAGAAGGGGAUCGCUACGAUUACAAUACAGUGCCAUUCAAUGAAGAUGAUCCAAUGAGCUGGACAGAGGACUACUUGAGUUGGUGGCCCAAGCCCAUGGAAUACAGAGCCUGCUACAUAAAAGUCAAAAUCAACAGUCCACAUGAGAUCAAUGUGCGGUCCCGCAACAUGGGUGGCACCCACCCCAAGACAGUAGGCCAACUGUAUGGCCUCCGAGACACUCGAAGUAUUCGUGACAUGGACCAGGCAACAGUGUCUGCUGUGUGUCUGGAGUUCAAGUGCAGCGGGAUGCUGUACGAUCAGGAACGUGUGGAUCGUACCAUAGUGAAGGUGAUUCCGCAAGGUAGCUGUAAGCGAGAUCAAGUGAACACAAUGCUUCAGGAGUAUCUGGUCAACCACUUGCCCUUAGCUGUCAACAAUGACACCAAUGAGUUCACCAUGCUAGCACCUCUUGACCCUCUGGGCCAUAACUACGGAAUCUAUACAGUGACGGACCAGGAUCCCCGCACAGCCAAAGAGAUUGCACUUGGACGCUGCUUUGAUGGAACCUCUGAUGGUACAUCCCGUGUCAUGAAGAGCAACGAAGGUGUGGCACUGACAUUCACUUGUGGAGAUAAAGAGGUGACACGCCAGAGUGUCUUCCAGGCCCUGCAGAAUUCUCAAGGUCAGACAGUAACAAGUGUGGUGAGAGGAGAAGGCAGGCAGAACCGACGCCGGCAGGGGUCCAAUGUUGCCCGCAGUAGUCGUAGACGCAGUACUAGAGAUCCUACAGGAAGACGCACACAGACCAAAAGCUAAACAUAACACUGAAGGUCAGGGCCCCAUAUGGAGACCAAAUCAAUGAUGAUAGGAGUGGGUAACUUUAACAUUGUUUUGAUAUACCUUUUAUAUUGACUUUUUUUUUUUUUUUACAAAUUAAGUAAAUCUGUAAUUAAACAGUUAGGCCCAUUUCUUCUAGCUUCUAUCCAAGAAUUGUCUGCAUUGUUUUUCCUUACAUUUUAACUGUACUGUGGUGAAUAUUUACUUGAAACUGUAAAUAGAGUAUUUAUUACACAUACCUUUAAAAAUCAGU